Pieris macdunnoughi is the source of this 402-nucleotide messenger RNA. The record is from the annotation of a GenBank genome assembly. NCBI's taxonomy places the organism in Eukaryota, Metazoa, Arthropoda, Insecta, Lepidoptera, Pieridae.
AUGGAAUGGUGGGUCUAUGGUCCUUUGAUAAUGGCAGUUAUAAUGUUCCUGCUGGUCGGUACUGUAUUUGAGAGAAGAAUCGAAGCGGCGAUACGGCGGCGAUUUAUGGAAUUCCAACACGAACAACUGAGUCAACGUGAAGCCGCUGUUACUACAGAAUCAGACGGACCUGCUUCAGACUGUUUGAAACCGAAUCCAUCAACUGCCAUGAUUUCCACAAAUUCUGUCCAAUCUCUCAAAAAUCCCAUCAAACCCACCCAAUCCUUAACCGCAUCACCUAUUCGUCCCAUUAUUAAAUCUAGUAAAUAUUCCAUGUCAUUAAGAACCGUUUCCCAAAAAAAUCUCUCUGAAAAAAGUGCUACAGUUAUACUAAAUAAAUCUAUGCCAAAAUUACACGCUUAA